Molecule: messenger RNA, 6305 nt
Organism: Passer montanus (Eurasian tree sparrow)
Lineage: Eukaryota; Metazoa; Chordata; Aves; Passeriformes; Passeridae
Gene: ADAMTS14
Product: ADAM metallopeptidase with thrombospondin type 1 motif 14
Exons: 23
Coding region: 98-3727 (1209 amino acids)
Biological process (GO): extracellular matrix organization; proteolysis
Cellular component (GO): extracellular matrix
Molecular function (GO): metalloendopeptidase activity
Source: RefSeq, a predicted model, not a curated record
GAAGCGGCGGCGGCGGCGGCGGGGGGAGGCGGUCGCCGGGCGCCGCCCGCCCCGCAUCCCGCAUCCCGCCGGCCCCGCAUCCCGCCGCCGGCCCCAAAUGGAUUAUCUGCGGCUGGUGCUCUCCUGCCUCGUCCCCCUGCACGGCUGCCUGGCCGCCGGCAGCGCCCCAGAGCUCCUGCUGUCCGGCAAGCUCAGCGAGUAUGGAGUGAUCGUCCCCUUCAGCACCGACUGCCGCGGCCGCUUCCUGUCGCACGUGGUGUCCGGCGAGGCGGCGGCGGGGCUCGGCCAGCCCGCCUGUCCCCCGUCCCCAUCCCUGUCCCCAUCCCUGUCCCCAUCCCUGUCCCCAUCCCCGUCCCCGUCCCCGUCCCCAUCCCCGUCCCGCCGCCGCGUCCCCCGCAGCCCCCCGGAGGAGCCCCCGCAGCGCCGCUGGCUCUAUUUCAACGUCACGGUGUUUGGGAAGGAGCUGCACCUCCGGCUGAGCCCCAACCGGCGGCUGGUGCCCCCGGGGGCCGUGGCGGAGUGGCAGGAGGAUUUUGAGGUGCUGUUCCGUGAGCCCCUGCAGCGGCGGUGCCUCUUCAGCGGUGACAUCUCCGGGAUGCCUGGAGCUGCCGUGGCCAUCAGCAACUGCGAUGGGCUGGCUGGCCUGAUUCGGACAGACAGCAACGAGUUUUUCAUCGAGCCCCUGGAGCGGGGCCAGCAGGACACAGAGGAGCACGGCAGGGCCCACGUGGUCUAUCGGCGCUCGGCCAUCCGGCAGGAUGGCGCUGAGCCGCGCCACGACUUCCAUCCCGAAGCGCCCGGCCUGCAGGUGGGUGAGCUCCCGAAUUCCCUGGAGCUGAUGGCGGCGCGGCUGGGGGACGCGGAGCGCAAGCGGCGCCACGCCAGGAAGGAUGACUACAACAUCGAGGUGCUGCUGGCCGUGGAUGACUCUGUGGUGCGCUUCCACGGCAAGGAGCACGUCCAGAACUAUGUCCUCACCCUCAUGAACAUAGUGGAUGAAAUUUAUCACGACGAGUCCCUGGGCGUGCACAUCAACAUCGUGCUGGUCAGGAUGAUCAUGGUGGGAUACCGCCAGUCCGUGAGCCUGAUCGAGCGCGGCAAUCCGUCGCGGAGCCUGGAGCAGGUGUGCCGCUGGGCGCACUCGCAGCAGCGCUCCGACCCGCGGCACGCCGAGCACCACGACCACGCCGUCUUCCUCACCAGGCAAGAUUUUGGGCCCGCAGGUAUGCAAGGUAGUUGCUUCUCGUCAUCAUUCUCCUGCGGAGAACCUUUUAUACUCCUUCCAGUUCUUACUGGAGUCUUCCUUACAAAAACCUGCCUUUGCUACGCUCCGGUGACGGGGAUGUGCCACCCUCUCCGCAGCUGCACCCUCAACCACGAGGACGGCUUCUCCUCGGCCUUCGUCGUGGCCCACGAGACCGGGCACGUGUUGGGCAUGGAGCACGACGGCCAGGGCAACCGCUGCGCCGAUGAGACCAGCAUGGGGAGCAUCAUGGCGCCGCUGGUGCAGGCCGCCUUCCACCGCUACCACUGGUCCCGCUGCAGCAAGCAGGAGCUCAACCGCUACAUCCACUCCUACGACUGCCUCCUGGAUGACCCCUUUGAGCACCAGUGGCCCACAUUACCUGAGCUGCCGGGAAUUAAUUAUUCCAUGGAUGAGCAGUGCCGCUUCGACUUCGGCGUGGGCUACAAGACGUGCACGGCGUUCCGCACCUUCGACCCCUGCAAGCAGCUGUGGUGCAGCCACCCAGACAACCCCUACUUCUGCAAGACCAAGAAGGGGCCGCCCUUGGACGGCACCGAGUGCUCUCCUGGCAAGUGGUGCUUCAAGGGCCACUGCAUCUGGAAGACGUCGGAGCAGCCUUACAGCCAGGAUGGCAGCUGGAGCUCCUGGUCCAAGUUCGGCUCGUGCUCCAGGACCUGCGGGGGAGGCGUGCGAUCCCGCAGCCGGAGCUGCGACAACCCGCCCCCAGCAUACGGAGGGCGGCAGUGCCCGGGAGCCACCUACGAGUACCAGGUGUGCAACGCCGAGGAGUGCCCGGGGCCCUACCAGGACUUCCGUGCCCAGCAGUGCUCCAAGCGCAACUCCUACUACACCCACCAGAACAGCAAACAUUCCUGGCUCCCCUACGAGCAUCAUGACGAUGCUCAGAAGUGUGAGCUGAUCUGCCAGUCUGAGGGCACGGGAGACGUGGUGUUCAUGAACCAGGUUGUUCACGACGGGACCCGCUGCAGCUACCGAGACCCCUACAGCGUCUGCGUCCGGGGCGAGUGCCUGCACGUCGGCUGUGACAAGGAGGUUGGCUCCCUGAAGCAGGAUGACAAGUGUGGGGUCUGCGGGGGGGACAAUUCCCACUGCCGGACGGUGAAGGGCACGUUGGCCAAGACCCCCAAGCAGCCAGGUGUUUUGAAGAUGUUUGAGAUCCCAGCUGGAGCAAGGCACCUUCAGAUAGAAGAGAUGGAGCCAGCAUCCCACAGCAUCGCUGUGAAGAAUCAAGCCACGGGGAACUUCAUCCUGAAUGCCAAGGGCCAAGAAGCCAAAAGCCAAGUGUUCAUUGAGAUGGGCUUGGAGUGGGAAUACACUGUGGAACAAGGCAAGGAGAGCCUGAAAACCAGUGGUCCCCUGCACGAGGCCAUCAGUGUUUUGGUUGUCCCUCAGGAGGAGGAGGUGAGGAGCAGCCUCAUGUACAGGUACAUAAUCCACGAAGACCUGCUGCCCAUGAUUGGCAAUAACAAUGUCCUGCUGGAGGAGAUGGAUUCCUACGAGUGGGCCCUCAAGAGCUGGUCCCAGUGCUCCAAGGCAUGUGGAGGAGGCAUCCAGUACACCAAGUACGGCUGCCGUCGGAAAAGCGACAACCGGAUGGUGCAUAGGAACUUCUGUGACAACGGCAAGAAGCCCAAGCCAAUCCGGAGGCGCUGUAACCUCCAGGAGUGCUCCCAGCCCAUGUGGGUGGCCGAGGAGUGGGGUGCCUGCAGCCGCUCCUGCGGGAAGCUGGGGGUGCAGGCACGGGCGGUGCAGUGCAUGCAGCGCCUGCAGGACGGCAGCAACCGCACCCUGCACAGCAAAUACUGCCCCGGGCAGCGCCCCGAGACGCGCCGGCCCUGCGGCCGCCUGCCCUGCCCCGCACAGUGGAGGACAGGAGCCUGGUCCGAGUGCUCGGUGACCUGCGGGGAAGGCGUCCAGCAGCGGCAGGUGGUGUGCAAGGGCAGCGACAGCGGCGCGCGCUGCGAGGGUGACAAGCCAGAGGCCAUCCAGGGCUGCCACAUGGCCGUCUGCCCGGGGAAGCUCUCUGGCAUCACCACCAGUGCCGAUGCCGGCGACCACGGCACCACCAAAGGGCAGCGGGUGCCCCAGGACGGAGCCAAAAACCCCGUGAGCAAGAUCUCCUCCAGGGAGCCUUGCCUCGGGGACAAGUCCAUCUUCUGCCAGAUGGAGGUCCUGGCUCGCUACUGCUCCAUCCCUGGAUACAACAAGCUCUGCUGCGAAUCCUGUGGGAAGAAAGCCUCCUCCUCCUCCUCCUCCACUGGCUCACCCCCUGUCACCAGCAUUCCCCCGGGAGCCACCACUCCCAGCCCUGCUCUGGAGCUCCUCCCCUACCCCACUGCCCCAGCUCGGGGGGAGCCUGCUGGGGACCCCACUGUGGCACCGGGGGUAUCCAGCAGUGGUGCUUUUCCAGGGGAGCUGCCAGCCCCAAGGGAGCCGGGAAGGGGCCAGGGGGCCAGGUAACCUGCUGGGGACACCUCGCUGUGGGGCUGGGAAAGCCUUUCUCCCUCUUCCCUCCCGUUCUCUCCAUCUUUUUCCUCUCCCCCAACUUCCAGUGAUGGUUUUCAUGGGUGGCACUGCCGGGUUUGGGAAUGACCUGGCUCCACACCUAGAAAUUCCUGGGCAAACCACUCAUUUCCCAUGGUCCUGCUUGCCCUCCCAGCUGUGCCAUGGUGCUUUUUGGCAGUACUGUGGGAAGAAAGGUGGAAAAGAGCAAAAAAAAGCUGCGGGUAGACAGGCUGCUUCCUCCCAAGGUGCUAAAAAGAUGUGGGAGGGGGAUGGCUUUAAUGUUGCGUUUUCCUUCCCCCUGCUCCAAGCAGCAGCACAGGAUGGGUCCUGGCUUGGUGGUUCAGCCCUGGAGCUUGGGAAUAGCAAUGGGAGGAUCCUGGGAAUCUGCUGGGGAAAACUGGAGGGGAGGUGGUGAGGUGAGGAGAGGGGGAAUGUGGGGAAAUCCCAAACUGCUGCUUUGAGCUGUCCUUGGUGGGGUAGAGAGUUUGGGAAACAUGUCUGGGGGAAGGUGGCGUGACUAGCAUAGAGUCCUGGAGGCAGGAGAUGGUCCAGGAGAUUCCAAAGUGAGCAAUAAGAAUCGCAGGUCAAAGACCAAAAAUUCAUGUCAAAAAUGCCUGUUACCUGGGGGUGACUUUUUUUCAGCCAGUACUGCCCUUGGCCAGCCUUGAGCUGAUACCAGGAUCACCAGCCUCAUCCCUGCACCAUGGACCCAGUGCCUCUGGGGCAGCAACAGCUUCCAGGGGAAAUGGGAGUGACUGGGAAGCCAGGAGUGGAUUUUAGGGCAGUUACAAGGAGAGGAGAGAGACAAGGAUUCAUCUGCAUCUCUCAUUGCUUGGGAAGGGGUGGAAGGGGGGUGAUUAGUGCCAUUACAAAUUAUUGUGCCAAGUACUAAACGUUUGCACAGCACUUUAGGAGCCUUGGGCUGCCCUCUCCUUGCUGGAUCCUGGGCCAGCUCUGGGCACAGGGUUUGCCUUGACAAGUUUCUGUCCUCAAAAACCUCCCAAAAAUGGUGUCCCUGAGGGGGCUUCCAUGGUUUUGGUGCUUAGGGCACCUCUGGUACAGUGGCAGGGGAAGGUGGGGGUGGAAGUUUUGGGAACGGGGAGGUGGAGUCCCAGGAAGGCAAGGCUUGGCAGACAGACCAGUUUGGCAUUGCAGAGUGGGAUGUCCUUGGGAGCACGUGCAUGGUGUGGGUGCUGGCCCUGAGGCUCCCGCUCCCCUGGUAUCCAAGGAGCAGGAUGUGGCAUCCCUAGGGACAGCGUUUGAGCUCUGCAGGUAGCCAGGGCUUGUGGUGAGGUGGCCAGGGUGAUUUUCCCAGUCUGGCAUGGCUUGUGACAGGGUUGAGGUGCUUGCUGUGACUGAAAUGGAUGGAGACCCCUCUGCAUUCUGGAUGUUUUAAGCAUUGGGCUCUGCAUUGCUCCCCCAGAGCUUCCCCACACCCUCCUGCUGCCGAGUCACAGCUGGAUGAGCAUUUUUCCAACUCCUCUUAAAGCACCUGGGGCUGGAGGUCCUCAGCCUCCCUUUGGCCUUAGGUGGGCAUCCCAAAACAUGGAACAAAGCCCCCCAUCUGUCUGAGCCACACAGCUGGCACACCUCGUGGGAGUGGGCACAUGGAGGGUGCCUGUGGAGUGCCCAGCCCCAGGACAGGCAGGUAUUGGCACCCACAGGGGAUCCUGUGGGGACACCAGGGUGGGGUUCAUCCCUCCACCCUGCCGUGCCCCUUGCCAGCCCCUCCACGGGAGUGCCAGCAUUUAUUUAUUGUGCCAAAGAGAACGCUUUGUUUGCUCUCCAAGGAGCAUAACAAAAAGACCUUCUUUCCCCUCAAAAACAGGCUGUGAUGUCCUUCCUCCAGAAUUCCCAGCUGCUCCCCUCCCUUCUGUGCUGGCCUAGGUUUGGUGCUUUAUUGCUUAAGGAAUAUUUGCAGUGGUUCCUCCCUACACCUCGGGGCAGAGCUGGGGCUGGGCACUGCCCCAGCCUUGCACCCACAGUCCCUGGGCUGCACUGCAGGUGCUGAUCCUGACCUCAGGACCACCUGAGGGGUGGGGGAGAUCUGAAGCAGGCUGUGAUAACCUCCCCCAGGAGCAGUGGGAGCUCUGGGGUGCUGCUGCUGCAGGGCUGGCACCCAGCACUGCGUGUUUCGUGGAUUCCUGGAGUGCUUUGGGUUGGGAGGAGCUGUAAAGUCCAUCUAGCUCCAGCCCUCCUGCCGUGGGCAGGGACACCUUCCACUAGACCAGGCUGCUCCAUCCUGGCCUUGGACACUUCCAGGGGUGGGGAAUUUAUUACAGUUGAAGGCAGGCUGAGCUUGGGUGGCUUUGUCCUGUCUCUGGUCCUGUCUCCAGGAGGAGAGGAUGACUCUGAUCCCCUGCACCCUCCUAAGCCAGGUGGGUGCAUGGAGUCGUUCCUGUGCUGUAACCUUGUCCAGUGUUACCAUGAUGUAUAAAGUUUUGUACAUAUGAGAUUCAGAGCUUUUAAACUUUUAAUAUUUAUUAAUUUUGUUGGGUUCUUUUUUUUUUUUUUGAACUCUAACAUAAUGUAA